Molecule: messenger RNA, 720 nt
Organism: Periconia digitata
Lineage: Eukaryota; Fungi; Ascomycota; Dothideomycetes; Pleosporales; Periconiaceae
Source: the annotation of a GenBank genome assembly
CCUGCCGCCUCUGAUGUAGUUCGACGUUACUGUUGCUACUUUCUUCCCUAACAUCAUUCCCGUCAUUUGAUGAGUAUCAUCAUUUAUUCUAUAGUCAACGUCUCCUAUUCUAUCUGAUACAUGAACUCGUACAAGUUGACUCGUGAAACCCGACAUCCAAUAUAAGUGACUAUACGCACGCUUCGCGGCUAUUAAUAGUAAUCUUCGUAAUCGAUUUUUACCACUACCCAGCUUUCCAAUCUCUACCUCACUUUCCAGAUAUCCGGUUCUAUUUGUCUUGUCUAGGGGGGCUGUGUAUUGUAUAUUCCACUGAAUCAGUGGAAUUUCUACUAAAUGAAAAUGCAUCGUAGCCAUUUCUAUUAGUAACGAGAUCUAAAGAAUGGUGGCCUAGAGAUUCCGAUACCGGAAGAGCUUGUAUUCGUACCUACAAUUCGGGUGCUAGUGAAACGAGCGCGAUCCAAUGAUAUAUUCCGGACUACUACGGAGAGUUGUGGGACAGGGUCGCGGGAUCGGUCAUAGUGAUCGCGUACCUGGGCGUCAUCAUCGUCGUCACGUGCAAUGCUACGGACCUGCAGGUAUACCAAAUAUUUCGAGCUUUAGAGCACCCGCAAGAUUCAUAACCACCGCAAUGUGAGAUAAAGGGUGGGUUGACAAAGGUACAUACCUACAUAUGUAGGUAUGCAGAAUAGGCUUGCAGGAUGUAACGCUGUAGUGGCAGAC